AUGGACCCGGCCAGUCUGCAGAUGGCGGGUGUCCUGCCUGAGGAUCUCGUCCAUGAAACCUUCUCUGCGCAUUGGAUGGACGGGGAAAUGCCCUUCAUAACCCCAGGCGAGCUGGACCCCUGGGCUGUCGAGCAUCUGCGCUGGAGUGGCGAGGCCUCCAAGCCAGCCCCGUCCCCACGGGGACCGCAAUACCCGCAUUCGUGGGUGGCGGCCGGCCUCACCAAGGCCUCGGUGGGGCAUCAAGCCGAGCAGUCCGCGAGUCACCCCUACCACGCCCACUAUGACGAUGUCAACCGACGGGGAUACGCCGGCCAGGCGGAAGGACACGCUCUGCCGUCCCAACUCGCCACCGAAAGAGCCCUGUUUAUGACCCCCCCAGUCCUCCACUCAUCUUUCCCCCUCUUCCCCGGAUCGCCCGUCUCGGAUCCCUGUGGCACACCCGAAAUGAGCCAUAGCUCGUUCGGCCGAUGGGAGACCGACCCCGAAAGCGACGACAUGCAAUCAUCCGGCUCACCACACGUCUCCCCACAUAUCCAAGCUCAUUCGUAUUACCCGCACCCCAGCAGCAUCGACGACUGCCCCACCACGCUAGAAAUGCCCGACGGGAGCACUCGCAGGACAUCGAACUGGCUGCCAGUCGACUCCAGUGCCGGCUUUACCAUCGGGCCUGAGUAUUCGGCGCCUCGGCAUGGAGAGUCAGACCCGCACAUGCAAGAUUUCCACGACAUUCAGAGCGCGUUCUUCCCCACGCCCUCUGCUGGAUGGGCCUAUGACAAGUGA
Penicillium macrosclerotiorum is the source of this 780-nucleotide messenger RNA. RefSeq lists its product as uncharacterized. The transcript is spliced from 2 exons. Lineage: Eukaryota; Fungi; Ascomycota; Eurotiomycetes; Eurotiales; Aspergillaceae. The record is from RefSeq and is a predicted model, not a curated record. The coding region runs from base 1 to 780 and encodes 259 amino acids.